Molecule: messenger RNA, 5258 nt
Organism: Zootermopsis nevadensis
Lineage: Eukaryota; Metazoa; Arthropoda; Insecta; Blattodea; Termopsidae
Source: RefSeq, a predicted model, not a curated record
UAAAACCAUCUUUUAAGAGGAUUUCAGUGAAAAAUUCUUAAUUAUAUCUCAUAUAGUUCCAAAGUUAUGAUAAAUAUAGUAUUUUAGAGCAAAAUUUAAAGGGACACUAAGAAAGUAUUACCCCAGGAUGAACACAACCUCGGACUUUAAAUCUCCACGGCAAAGGGUUAAUGAUAUUUAAAUUUUACAUUCUGAUAACACAUAGCACAACUAUCACACUGGUGGCUGGUGCUUUUAUUGCAUCUUGGGCGGUAGGAGAAAAGGAAUAUGUAUCGAUAACCUUUCUUGUAGUGAUGAACGUUUGAUAUUACAUAACACGUUUAUAUGGAAUUAUGAUCCUUAUGAACGCAGAGUCUACACACAUCACAGCCCACCUUGAGCAGAAACCUGUGUACUGUUACAGGUUUUGGGAGGGUAUACAGGAUGAGUCAAAAGUAUGUUUAAAAACUUUUUGUGUGUGUUCCAGGAUAAAAAAAUAACAAUGUUCCUAUGAUCAUGGGGUCACAAAUGUUUCAUUUUCGGAAUAAUGGCCAAAAAUAAGUUUCAAUGAAUGACUUUAUGUCAGAGUAUUCAGAAGAGAGAUUUUCUUUCUGCUAUAUUGCUUUCGUAGUGUUUUGAUGCCAGGAUAGCGUUUGUUUACCAACAUGCGCUAGUAAGAUUGCACAAUGAAGUAUAAACAGGUUUGAUGCUGAACAAUGUGCUCGGAGUUAAAGUACUGGAAAAUCAAGUCAAUAGUAGCAGUUAAACAGUGCAGUACUACUCUUGGUACAUUGAUUUUGAUCAAGAGAAUUAAUUUUUCAUUUGAAGAACUGAGUGACAUUCAUUUAACAUACUGUGAAAUGCAAUAUAAUGUACAUGAUGCACGUCGAAGAUAUGGGGGGAAGUUUCUGGAUAGAUGUUUGCCAUGGCCCGUCAUGCUCGUGAGACAGAUUCACUGUGUCUGUGCCAUGUCUAUGGGCGACCACGGUCAUCAUAUGUGGAAGAACGCGUUCUUGAAGCUUUGAAUGGAAAUCAGUGUACCAGCACUUGAAGGAUUGCUGCUAGGUUGCACACUUCUUAGGCUACUGUUCAUCGGAUUUCGUGUCAGAGAUCAUCUCAAUGAACAGUAUCCUCACCGAUGUAUUGGAUGUGGUGGCCCAGUAGCAUGGCCACCGAGGUCACCAGACCUGACUCCAUUGGACUUUUAUCUGUGGGGGUCACUUGAAGUCUGUCUUUUAUGCAACACCCAUAAACAAUGAAGACCUAUGGGAAUGUGUGCAGACUGCAUGCCAGAUGAUUUGAGGAAACCCUGGUACAUACGAAUGAAUCCAUCAGUCUUGUGUAUGUUGUGCUUGGGCUUGUGUGGAGAAUGGAGGAGCAACCUUUGAGCAUCUUUUAUAAUGAAGCAUCCCUGUCCUUAUACUUGGCUUUAAAGGCAUACAUUGAAACUUAUUUUUGGCUUUUAUUUUGAAAAAGAAGCAUUUGCGACCACAUGUUCAUAGCAACAUUUUAUUCUUAUUUUUGAUCCAGGACACGCACACAAAGUUUGUAAACAUAUUUUUGACUGACCUCUAUAUGGUCCGGAAAAACGUCGGUGUCGAUAACCAUUCUACCUUUCCAUUCCUAGUAGCACUCAACUAUGUUUUUGAGACAAAAUCAAAGCUGUGCUUCACACUUGGUGAGUACAUAAAAACAGCUCCUAAUUCCAUGAUGUUUGAGAAGCAAAGUAAACAUUGUAACAAUAGGGGGUGUUGGUCAGUGGAGUGGGAGACAGCUAAGAUGGCUGUUUUUUGGGUUGUAGUGACGUGUACGCUGGUGAAAUUUACUGAUGUUGCAGGGAUCCUUGCUGCCUCCGUCACCCUGACAACACAAGGAAUAAGAAUGAUUUUCAAAUACAUAUUUCUAAUAUUCCAUGUUUUUAGAAUAUGCUUACUACGAUGACAUAAAAAUCUUCAAAGAUCUGCCAAUUUGUCUCAAAACUAUUUCAGAUAAGACGUAGAAAUUUAAAGCAGUACCUAAAUACACACGCCUUACACCUUUUGUUCUAUUGUUGAAUUUCUGCGGUUUAAAAUGGACUGAUAAUCCUUUUUGAUUUUAUUGCAGUUAGGCUUGUCAUUGUUAGCAUAGGGGCACUGUUGCGCAACCUUUCUACACUCGCUGCACACUAAAUAUUGUUGAAGAGUCAUGGCAGCACACCAACCCCAUUUUGUAUAUUGUGUGGGGUUUAUGGCAUUGAUUUGCAGCUACAAAUCGACCCCAACCGAAAAAUGUUUUAUUUCAUGUUCAUAAUUACCCGUCUUUAUUACUUUAAAUAUAUUCAUUAUUUGAAAUAAAUUAAAACAUAUUUAUAAAUAUGAUUUAAUCCUAAAUUUAUUAACUAUGUGUAAUUAUUUCACAGUAUCCAAAUCAGUUUCCCACGACCCAAAGAUCCCAUUGCAUAUGUAAUAUGUGUAAUGCUGGAUGUGAGCAGAGAAAGUAUUACAUUUAAAAUAAAACUAGACAUCAGUAUUUAUCUAAUUAUGAAAGUCUAUAAUCCAUUUAAUAGCUAUGUCAUUCCCAUUUACUGUUGCCUCUUUUUGCAGAAAAAUACUUUGAGUAGCAACAAAUGUAAGGGGAGCAAAAUAUGUUUUGCUGCAAAGUGGUUGUGUUACUUUCCAAUUCCAUUCAGCAGAUCUUGUCUGCCCUUGAUACACAAGUAUCCUGCACAGACGUUCUAAUACACAGAAAGAAGUAUUGGCUGUCACUCAAUUUUUCUAGUCUUUCCUCUCAUACUUGUAUUUUUAGUAUUUCAUAGGUUUCCUAAUUUAGUUAAUUACUCACGUCACUGCCGACACAUGCAACACUGGGAAUUGUACUCUUAAUAAGGGUCAAUAGUUUUAGGACUGUGUUCUGCAUGUCUUCAAGUUUGAGUCAGUUAUCAUCUUACACAGACAGUAUGUGUGUAUGUGUCAAAGUCUCCUGCUGAGCAAGCUGUGUCUGUUGUACUGAGUGUACAUUCGUUGAAAUCAUUCUGGCCGACACGUGUUGUGUGCUGCAUUGUUAAUGCACUGUUCUACUGCUCAUUUCUUGUGUAAAGGAUUGCAUUUACAGACGAUUGAUAACUGUAUAUAGUGGCCUACAGGUGUACUCAACAGUAAAAUAGUUUCAGUUUCAAUUAAAUGUUUUUAGAACAGGUAAAUACAAGGACUUGCCAAUAUGAGGACCAUAGGGAGAAGGUUGGUCACGUUAUUUAUCUUGUUUCUCAAACAUGGAAUUCAGGGUCAUGCUUGGGCUGUGGGCAGUCUCAAACAGAUGUACAGCGUGACUUUUUUUUAUAGCUUCCAUUUCAUCCCUGACUAAGGGAAGGAUCAGCUGCUUCUUUGUGAAUUGUCUUCUGCAAAACAUCACUUUCCAGUAAAACUGCUGUCAUUGACCUCUAUUAUUAAAAAGUGUUCUUACAUUAACAAUGAUGCAUUAUCAUUUUUCCUGACUAUUAACCUGGUGGUGACUUGUACCAUUUCCUGUGUGACUGUAGCAUGUUUACAGAGACUACAGCUAGACACCACCUAGCCGAGAUAGUCCUGGCUGCAGAAUACCUGCAUCAGGUGGGCGGACGGUCACACUGCAGUUGUCUGCAAUAGAUUACAUGAUAUGCUGGUGAAGAACCUAAUCUACUUAGUUGAUUGUGUUGCUACAACAUUUCUCAUUUCAUUCAUUACUUUAUUUCUGCUCUGAAUGUCAAGUCAUUUUUAUUUUUGGUGGCAAAUAAGAAUACCAGUACAUAGGGCAGCUUAAUCACAGUGAUAUGUAGUGGGAGAGAAAAUUUUGGAACUGGAUCUCAAUACCACAUUAAGAAUGUAACAUGUCCCAUCUUUUAUCCCACUGUGUAAGUAAAUUGUUAACUUGUUUCUUUCAGAUUGGCGUGAUGCACCGGGACUUAAAACCGGAAAAUAUACUGAUCUAUACCCACGGCCACACUGCAGUCUCAGAUUAUGGUUUAUGCAAAAUUUUCCUCCCUCACAAGAAGGACAAACAUGCUGAUUCUGUGUAUGAUAGAGGCCCCUACAUGGCCCCAGAAAUGCUGCAAGGCAAAGGAUGCAGUUUUAAAGUUAACUGAUGGAGUGUUGGCAUCAUCGUGUAUGAAAUGUUGGCUGGCCAAAGUCCCAUCUGUAUUUGAUGCCAAGGAAGACAUUACAGCGCUUUACGAUAAAAUUUUGUGCAACGCAGCAGAUACUCCAACACGGUUCUCAUUCGAUGCGGCAGACCUUGACUGGAAACUUCUAGAGAAGAAUCCAGAAAUAUGGCUGGGUGGUGAUGAAAACGGUACACGGGAUAUUAGGAGGCAUCCAUUCUUCAAUGUAAAUCUUACCCCAUCUGUGUUAUCAUAUAAUAGUAAGAGCACUAACAUUUGUGCUUUAACCUAAAGGGACUUGCGUUGGGAGAUGUCGCACCCGCUACCAGUUGGCACUACAAAUCAAGCGGAAGAGACUUGCAGCAUGGAAGUGUCCUUUCAUACUCCAGACAUUCGGUCGAAUAAGUGUGACAACAAUUAUGAGGAUUUAAAAAAGAAGAUGACAACUUUAUUGGCUUCAUACAGAAGAGAGAAGUCCAGAAUUAAGAAGUCUCACCUAACUGGUUCUGCUGCAGGUACUGUUUACGUAUCCAAGUGGUUCGCAUUCAAUGAGUUCGACUUUAUGGCCGAUAAAAAUACUCCAAACAAUACUGUAGAUACUUUGCCUGAUGAGCCUGGAACAUCACAUUGCGCCGAAACCUCGGGGUUCGAAUAUCAAAAUGAAGAGCUUGCUGUUGAAGGAAUAACAUCUUCUAGAACACCAGAAGCACCUCGACGUAAAAGGACCCGCACAGAUCCUAAGUCUGCCAGCGCCGAAGCUAAAGAAAAUCAAACAAUGCUACUGGAAGCGUUUGAUAUCCUCAAGUCCAGUGUAACCACACCGACAGACCCUUAUUUUACAUAUGGCCAAUAUAUCGCUAACGAGCUAAGAAAAUAUGACCCAAGCACCUUAUCACAAGUGAAGCGUGCUAUUAAUAAUGUUAUUUUCGAAGCUGAUAUUGGGAAUUACACCCAAAAUUACAGUCAGUCUGGAAGAUCAGAGAGUGUAAUAAGGACUCCAACUGCAACUUCAUCUCCAGCUUCUGUACAAACAACGUCAUUAGCUACUACCUAUCUAACCGAAGAAGAAAAUCAGGCAAACGAAGCUGUUGGAACCACAAAUCUUGAGGAAGUGAUUGGAUAUUUUUCUUCAAACAUUGAAUAAAAGCAUUCUGUUAAAUGCCACUAA